This is a messenger RNA of Gryllus bimaculatus (two-spotted cricket), 1371 nucleotides long. Lineage: Eukaryota; Metazoa; Arthropoda; Insecta; Orthoptera; Gryllidae. The record is from the annotation of a GenBank genome assembly.
AUGCGGAGUCCGGCAGGCGAGGUGAGGCCGAGCGAGGCGGAGCGUUACCGGCAGGGGCGUUGCGGACAAGAAUUUUGUUAUUCGACGCUGAAUGCGAAGGAGUCUGAAACCAUAGAGAAAACUGAGUCUCCCAGAAGUGUGUUGUUGCAAGUGAUGAACAGAUUUACAAAUACCACCUGUGACAAAGAGGAGCAAAAUGAGAUAAUUUUAAGAGCAGAGAAAGAUUACAAUGAUUUGCCGAAUGGCAUUGAUGAAAUAGAAGAAGAAAUUUCACUUCUGAAGGAAAUAUUAGUGAAACAGGAACAAACAUACCAAGCAGAAGUGCAAGACUUCCAAAAGCAAAUUGAAGAUUGUCAGUUACAAUUGCAGGAAAGUGAAACGCAAAAUGAAAUAUUGGAUAAGCAAGUUUGUGAAGAAUACAAAAGAGAUGAAGAUCUAAAGAGUAUAAUGGACAAAUACGAUGACACAGUGUGUCUACUAGUCAACGAGAAAUUAGAGGUUCAGGAGACCCAUAAUAAUGAAAUAAUGAAGCUUGAAGAAGACUUGCGAAAAGAACAAGAAAAUCUUUCCAACUCUGAGAAACAGUUUGCAGAAUUACACAAGACUUAUGAAUCAAAGAAGCAAUGUAAAGCUGCUCUGGAAAGACAACUGAGUGAGCUGAAAAUGCAAAUUAGCAGAAAUCAAAUGAAUCUCACGAAAAGUGAAAAUGCGUUUCUUGAAUUAGAAAAGCACGCAAACGAACAAAUAGACAAGGCUAAUCAAGAGCUGAAUAUCAUCAGGCAGAAUUACCAAGGUGAAUCCACUAGGCUGAAAGGUCUUGCAAAAAAAUUGGAUCUUCAAAUUGCAUCACUAGAAGGAAUGAUACAACAAAAAACAAGAGAAAAUAUUGAACUUGCAGCAAUUUAUGAUGACUGCCUGAUCAAAAUGACUGGAAAUACAUAAAAAUGUUCUGAGAUAUUGAUUUAUUACAAAUCUUAUAAAUAGGGAUUUAUCGAUAUAUCACCAUAUCAGUCUGUAUUACAAACUGUAUUAAAAUGUCCGUCCCUUAACGACAGUAAUAAAGUGAUAAAUUGGUUGAACCUAGAGUUGAAAGUAGAGAUAAUACGAACAUAUGUGUCAAGAAUGUUUUAUGCAAAAAAACAUGUGCAGUUUUGCUUUAUGACACGAGAAUGAGAUUAAUUUUGAAAGUUUCACAAAAUUAAAAUUCAUGUUACUUCUUUCUUCCCUAAAUAUUUAUAUUAAAAAAGUUUGCUUGCAAAAAGAAAGUUUGUUUUUAUUAAUUUAAUUGUUAUUGUUUUGUAAUGAAUUAUGUUAAUUGUGAUUUAAUUAAUUGCAAUAAUAAAAAUUAUGGUCAUUAAUUUUUGUUAUUUU